This is a messenger RNA of Dovyalis caffra, 288 nucleotides long. The record is from the annotation of a GenBank genome assembly. NCBI's taxonomy places the organism in Eukaryota, Viridiplantae, Streptophyta, Magnoliopsida, Malpighiales, Salicaceae.
AUGCUGGGAUUGGGAUGUUGGAAGCCAAUCUUGGACUCUUUCAAGGUAAAACUUGAGUCAGAGAAUGAACCAGUUUUCCUAUCAAUGGGACCUCUCCUUGGACUGAAUUCCAUGACUGAAUCAUUUCACCUUCUCUGCCUUGUUCCAGCAUUGUUUCUUCACGCUGUAAGUGAAACUCCUUGGUUCAUCAAAGAGUCCAAGAAUAUUAGUGAAUGGGUAUCGUUGUUCACUCACCAAUUCAAGGUUAUCGACAACAGAGACGGAGGAGCUGAGGGUGGAUUUGCGUGA